Messenger RNA from Rhipicephalus sanguineus (brown dog tick), 4620 nucleotides. RefSeq names its product ATP-binding cassette sub-family C member 3. Gene Ontology annotation, biological process: transmembrane transport. The coding region runs from base 107 to 4513 and encodes 1468 amino acids. Gene Ontology annotation, molecular function: ATP hydrolysis activity; ABC-type transporter activity; ATP binding. The transcript is spliced from 27 exons. Gene Ontology annotation, cellular component: membrane. The record is from RefSeq and is a predicted model, not a curated record. Lineage: Eukaryota; Metazoa; Arthropoda; Arachnida; Ixodida; Ixodidae.
GCUUCGCAGACGGCGGCGUCAGCUGGAACAAACAUGUUUCCUUUGGCUUACACAACGCACGCUUGAACUUUUGCUGUUGUGCUGUUGCAGAGCCGACGCCCAGGCGAUGGAGACGGUUUCAGAGGUAGCCUCCACGGAUCUGCCUUCUGUGGUGGCGGCGCAGGGACUCACCUGCUUCAGCCUUGGUGCGGCCGUACUGCUUGCGCGCCAGCAGGUUCGUCACAACAACUACCCGUGCGCCCCCGGAGGACCGCGCUUCACGUUGCUCGACGUCGCACAGACGAUUUUGGCCUUGUGCUCCGCGGUGCUGGCCUUCCUCAAGGGAAUUUAUGUAUUGGAAGGGAAAUGGUCGCUCGAGUUUCUGAACACAUCGACUCUGCGGUUGGCUACUUCAGCCUUCGCCAUGGCGGCCACAUUUAUUACCUUGCUGCUGGUUUUCCUGGGGAGGCUUCGCCGCAGCCUUCCGCCGUCGGGCCUCUGCUGCGCUCUGUAUGGUGCACUGACAGUCGCCGCCGUUGUGGACAUGGUUCGUUUUCUGGAGCGGAUUCACAACGCAGAGGACAUCCACAUUACUGACGUGGAGCUUCAGAGGCCGGUGAUAGUGGUGAGUGUUUUGCUAACGUUUACCACCAUCGGAAACUUCCUCAUCGCCGGUCUCCAGGACACCGUGUUUGCCAAGUCCGCCACUGUCAAGAUACCAUCCGGUCCAAAGAACGAAGAUGACAUGUCGCCCUUUGGAAAGAUUAUUGUGGCGGCUCUCUUCCCGCUUUUCCGAGAGCAGAUACGCGGGAGCAAAGACAUGGACUCUGCAUUUCCGGAGCUGAGACGUGGAAUGAGGUGCAAGGAUCUGGUGACGUACCUGAACACAUGCAUCACACGCGGAAAGAAGGACGUCAUCCGGCGUCGCGUCUUCCUGAAGUCCAUGAUCGGCGUCCUCUGGGUGGAUGUGGUGCGAGUGACUGUUUGCACCUUGGCCUACUUCGGAUGCCUGUUUGCCAGGGUGCCCGCGCUUGAGCUGCUAAUGGCCAGCUCCACCCGAGGAGACAUGACGGCGGCGGCCAUCCUGCUGGUAGCGGUCAGCGCAGCCGAGUAUCUAGUCUCGGUCUAUCACAUGGACAUAGUCAUCGUGUUCGGUUGCCGCAUGCGAGCCAUGAUGCAAGGGGCCAUUUUUAACAAGGCUGUCCACAUGCCUGCCACCAUGAGGAACACCUACCCGACCGGUUCUGUGGUUUCGCUGCUGGCCGUGGACUGCGGCACACUCGCGCUGAGCAUGAUGGUGUUCCCCAUGCCGCUUGGUGGGCUCAUCACUCUGCCCGUGGUGCUGUGGCUCCUGGCCGAGAGGGCGGGCACCUACCCCACACUCUGCUGCUUGGCCUGGAUGAUCGUCGUCUUCGUGAUGCCCUUUUGCGCAUUCAAGUUCCAGAAGAAGUUUUGGCAACGGCAAAUGAAAGCCCGCGAGGAGCGCAUCAAGAGUUUGUCGGACCUGUUCGCAUCCAUCCGGACGGUGAAGAUGUACGCCUGGGAAGGGGCCCUGCAGGAGACGGUGCAGCGUCUGCGUAACAUCGAGUUGUCCUGGCUAUUCCGGGCGAACCUGCUGGACGGUGUGCUCGAUUCUGUCUACACAGCCUCCACCUCUGUGCUGACGAUUAUCCUGUUCUCGGCGCUGUAUUUCUUCGAGCCGGACAUUCACUUGACUCCAGAGCUGUCCUUUUCCUGCAUGUACCUGCUGUACGUUACGGAGUUGACACUCUGCUCAACGGCGCUAAUAUUCAGAAAUGGACGACAGGUAGCGCUGGGUCUUGGUCGAAUAUCAGAGUUCUGCACUGAGAUGGAUCACGAAGAACACAAGGAGAAGGCAUCGUACGAGAUCUACAGAAAAGCAGGUCACGUGAACCUGAGGAAAUGCGGCUUCUCCUGGAGCAGCCCGAAAGAAGAGAACAAGCAGGAGAACCUGAAAGCCGUUAAUCUGGACGUGCGCCCUGGAUCUCUGGUGGGCGUGGUGGGCUUCGUCGGCAGUGGCAAGUCAUCUCUCCUGUCGGGAAUCAUGGGAGAGAUACCCUGCACAGUGGGGCGUGUCGUUUGCACGGGUCGCAUCGCUUACGUGCCCCAGCUGGCACAUGUGCACAACAUGACAGUUCGCGACAACAUACUGUACGGGCAACCGAUGGACUUCGACUUCUACGAAGAAGUGAUCGUCUAUUGCAGACUCGUCGACGACCUUAACAGACUUCCCGCUGGGGACUUGACUGAGAUCGGCGAGAAGGGUGGCAACCUGAGUGGCGGCCAGAAGCAGCGGAUCUCACUCGCACGGGCAGUUUACAGCCGCAGUGACGUGUACCUUCUGGACGACCCACUGAGCGCCUUGGACCCCGUGGUCGGCAACAGCAUCUUCCAGACUGUUAUCGGAAAUACGGGAAUCCUCGGCAACAAGACCCGCAUAAUGGUAUGUAACCAGGGUAGCUACCUGCGUUACAUGGACAAGCUGGUGCUGGUGCACGGCGGAAGCAUCCGCGUCUACACCAACGUUGACGACCUGCUCGCGGACCCAGACUCACCGGAGACACUGAGAGACACGGCACGCGCAGAAGUCAUGCAUUCUUGCGAAACCGACGGGUCAGAAACUAAGGGAGGCCAAGAGAACGAAUCGGCUGGACGCGUCACCGAGAAAGAGCAGCAAGGUUCCGACAAGUCAGCGUUCAGCAUACUGUGUGCAUUGGUGCGGCUGUCCGGCUGGCAGGCCAUGGUGGCUCUUGCGGUGUUCGCAGUGAGCGCCACACUUCUCACACUUCAGCAGCUGUGGAUCAAAGUGUGGACAGACGUGUCAUCAGCACACGACGAAGAGACGACGGAGCACAACGACGACUCUGCCCUCGAGGCGCACCGCACAUCUUGGGUGGGGGUGCUGGUUGGACUCUGCGUCUUUGACGUGGCGUGCCGUGUGGUCGGAGGCCUCCUGCUGGCAGGUAGCAGCCGCUGCCUGUCUCGGCGUCUGCACAGCGCCAUGCUACAGCACGUGCUGGGCAGUCCCGUGUCGCUGUUCGACUCGUCACCGCGUGGCCGCAUCCUGAAUCGGUUCUCGGCUGACAUGGACUUCGUCGACUCACGAACCUUCCUGAGCGGCAAGCAGAGCGUUCAGAGCGUGCUGUUCACCGCGGCCAAGGUGGUCGUCAUUGCGACCCAGUCGCCCAAUGUUCUCCUCGUCGGCGCUCUCACCGUACUCAUCGUCUUCUUCGGACUGCGUCUGUCCGUGAGCGCCUCCUACAAAGCGCGCUUCUUCGAGAGUGUGGUGCUGUCUCGGCUGCUGGCACACGUGACCGAGACCCUGGAAUGCCUGAGCAGCCUGCGAGCGUACGGCGUCGUGCGGCGCACCUGCGACCGCUUCUGCCACCUGGCAGACGGCAACACACGGGGCUACUCGGCCUUCUGCGACACCUACAAGUUCACGCGCGUCAUCACCUCUACGUGCGGCUUCGUCGUUGUGCUCGCCACGCUGCUGCUCAACGUCGUCUUCGUCGACAAGUGGGACUCGAGCCGCAUCGGCCUCGCAAUGAGCUCGGCAUCCUCGGUGCCGCUUGCCAUGAUGUACCUGUGCGUGCUCCUGUUCAACAUGCUCCAGAUGGUCGUGAGCUUCGAGCGGUGCCUCGAGUACUCGGAGCUUCCGCCAGAGCCCGACGUAGCGGAAGACGUGACGGAAGAGAAAAAGGAAGCGCUGCUGCAUUCGCUCUCAGACUGGCCUUCGGAUGGGGCGAUCGAGUUCAAGGACUACUCGGCCUCGUAUCGACCAGGUGUCCUGCCCAACGUGCUGAGCAACGUCACAUUCACAGUUCUACCCAUGGAGAAGGUCGGAGUGGUUGGCAGGACCGGCGCCGGGAAGUCCUCGCUAGUGCUGGCACUGCUGCGGGUGCUGAAGCCAUCCGAGGGGCGGAUUCUGAUCGACGGCGUUGACAUCGUGGAUGUACCGCUGAAAAAGCUCCGCAGUAGCAUUACUGUCAUUCCGCAGGAUCCGAGUCUUCUUAGAGGCACACUGCGGCUCAAUCUCGACCCGACGAACUCGUACUCUGACGAGCAGAUCUGGAAAGUGCUGGGUCAGGCCCACUUGGUCAAUAUGGUGUCAAGCCACUCCAAGAGACUCCUUCUGGAAACGGGCGACGGUGGUUCCAACCUCAGCGUGGGCCAGAGACAGCUGGUGUGCUUGGCGAGGGCCCUGCUGCGGAAUACCCGGUUGUUGCUGCUGGACGAGGCGACCUCGCAGAUGGACGGCGACACGGACAGCCUCAUCCAGAAGACGCUCAGGGACAGCUUCGCCAAGUGCACACUGUUCACCAUCGCUCACCGACUGCACACAGUUCUCGACUACGACAAAAUACUGGUCAUGGAAGACGGCAGAGUACGAGAGUUUGGCGCAGUGUCGGCGCUGCUAGACGAUCCCGGCUCAGCUUUCCACGCCAUGGCGUUCGAGGCUGGCGUUCUGUCUGGGGAAGAUAUGUCCAGCACAAGCACGACGGCGCUGUGAUUAUGAAGGAUGUUUUGGAGAAUGCGAGCAGCACAAAUACAAUUUUUGCUGAAUGCCAGAAAAGGCAACGUCCACUUAGGUCAGCCAAAAAAAAAAAAUCAGCAAUA